Molecule: messenger RNA, 3509 nt
Organism: Ostrea edulis (European flat oyster)
Lineage: Eukaryota; Metazoa; Mollusca; Bivalvia; Ostreida; Ostreidae
Product: lipoyltransferase 1, mitochondrial-like
Exons: 5
Coding region: 334-1470 (378 amino acids)
Biological process (GO): protein lipoylation
Cellular component (GO): cytoplasm; mitochondrion
Molecular function (GO): lipoyltransferase activity
Source: RefSeq, a predicted model, not a curated record
CUAUAAUUUGAACUGAGUCUUCCUACUUUUUAAUGAUCUUUUGAUCAUUUUAUGUUUAAAAUAAAAUCCAUACUUUUAUAUUAAUGCUCUUAAUCAUGCAGUACGUGUUAUUGUCAAUAUUUUCAAGCUUUAACUACGAACUAUUUCUUUAGUGUUAUUUGCCCAUGUGAUAAUCUCGGACUCACAAUAUACAAAUCUGUAUAGUGUACUGUGUCACCUGGGAGAGGUCUAUACAUAGAUGACGUAAUGAGGCCUCGACGGGGAGUUUGCUAUGAUGUCACAGCCUACUACACAACAUAACACUACAGGGAGAGUGAAGAAUUUUGAAGAAAUAUGUCACAACUCUGUUACAGAAGACUGAAGCAGAAAAUAUAUCUUUUAACUGAGAGUUUUCUGUUAAAUAAGCGAAGCUACUGUCAGACCAAACCAAGACAUCAAGUGUUUGUCUCGACUGCAGACGAUAUAUACACAAAUUUAGCCUUUGAAGAAUGGUUAUAUGAAAGAGAAGAUCUGAAACAGAAAUCUAUUCUCUUGAUGUGGCAAAAUAAGCCUGCUGUUGUGAUUGGACGACAUCAGAAUCCGUGGCUAGAGUGCAAUGUCCCCAAACUAAAAGAACAUGGCAUCAAGUUAGCUCGAAGAAUUAGUGGAGGGGGGUGUGUGUAUCAUGACCUGGGAAAUCUCAACUGUUCCUUUCUGAAAACUCGAACUUUGUACAACAGGAAGGAGAAUCUGGACCUUGUGGUUCAGGCCAUCACCUCCCGCUGGGAUGUGGAUUUAGAAGUCAAUGCCAGAGAGGACAUUGUUUUGGACAGACUGUACAAGGUGUCAGGAACAGCAGCUAAGUUGGGAAGAAACAACACAUUUCAUCAUUUCACACUCCUCCAUGAUGUAAAUGUAGAGAACCUUGAAAUGACCUUGGAUAGUCCUAUGAAGAUGGGUAUCCACAGCAAAGCCACUGACAGUAAAAGAUCCACCAUAAAGAACUUGUCAGAGUGUGAUUUCACUAUAGAUUUCAUGUCACUGGUGGAGGUCAUAGGUCAUGAGUUUUAUAAGGCAGCUGGAGUUCAGGGAGAAAUUGAGUGGAUUGACCCAGGAGAUGAGACUUUGUUCCCAGGUGUGACAGAAAUAAGAAAGUCUGCAGAGGAAUGGCAGUGGAUAUUUGGUAGAACUCCAAAAUUUACUACAAAAAGAAAAUUUACCUCAAAAAAACAUAAAAUUGAACUGUCUGUGAUAUUCAACUUUGAGAAAGGCAGGAUACAGAGUUCUGAGAUUAUUUGUGAUAGUAAUGUUCCUCAUGUCAUGGAGUUUACAGUCAGGCUUCAGAAUGACCUCACGGGACGGAGGCUGCACAGAGAGGACUUGAACCCAGUUUUACAGGCUUCCGACUUGUCACCACUGGACUGUAAACAGGAGGAGGUGAAACAAUGGAUAGUUGACUGUUGUGUGGGAGCUCUGUGUACAGGUGUAUAAAUCUGUUUACAGCCACCAUAUUGUGAUAUCAGUGAUACCCAUUGUGAAAACCAGUCCCCCUUUGAAAUCAGUGGAUUUUGAAAGCCCUGGCAAAAGUUUUAUACCUACAAAAAUUCUCAUGAUACAGUAAAACAUGUUUAUAAUGAACAAUCUUAUAACAAUUUCAUGCUUGGUGUGAAGUGAUAUUUAUUACCUUUUGAAGAGAGGAAAAUCACAAAAGUUUAUUGGAUGAAACAAAAUUUGGUUAACAUACAGUGGUUACAAUAUAGAAUAAACCAAAGAAUAUUAUCUACAAAUACUUUUUUGAAAAAAAAUUAAAAUAAUCAAUCAUGACAUUUGUAGUUUCUGUGUUGGAGAAAAAGAAACACUAGAGCAUAUUUUAUGAGUGUAAAAAAGUGCAGAAUUUUUUUAUGUAUGGUUUAUUCAUGGUUUUUUUAAUCUUUUACAUUUAAUAUUGUCACAGAUAAGAAAGCAUUUUUACUUGGCUGUUCAGAGAAUGAAUUGAUUAAUAUCACAAAUUUUCAUUUGAAACAUAUAUAUUCUUCUCGAUGUUUAAAAGUCCACUGCUUCUAGUAAAAUUUAAGAACACAGUGAAACUUCUCUAAACCGGCUGUCUCUUGGACCGGAAAAAACGGCCGGUUACUGAGAAUAUAGCAUUUAGAGACAUUUUAUCUCAAUUUUCACAAAGUAGGCACUGUUCACUUUGAUCUGGUGAUCUAUGAUCAAUUAUCGAUGGAGAUCAAAGUAGUCCACCUGUACCUAAAGGUAAUUAUUACAAGAAAUACUCUUGCUGAAAUCAUCUAAUUUUAAACUGAAAAUCUAUAACAGGAUACAUAAAGAAAACACAGAGGCCUAUUAUUGGAAUUCCUCUGACCUAUAAAAACUCUGUUUACAUCCAUCGCUUAUGUCAUUAACAAAUUUGUUAUGACAUUUUUGAAAAGUACAGUAGUAAAUAUGAAAUUGUAAUUUGAAUGUUUCUUAGGAAUUUUAAGUCUAUGGAAACCAAGAAAAUUAAUUUAUCUUUUUAUUAUCAUUAACAGUCCUGGGUUUGUUCUUUAUUAACUACCGCUUAUACCAUACGAUAGUAUGGUGCAGCAAUAUGGCAUUUUAUACUGUAUUCAUUCAAUAUGCCCAUCUCUGUUUAUUACAUUUUGUACAGAAUUGGGGAGGGUCACAUGGAUUAGCUAAUUGUCAAUUAACACCCUUAAACCAUAGAAAUUGGAGAGGCCACUUGUGUUUUUCACACCUCCAUUGGAUAAUUUCCCACCCAGUUGGUCUGACAGUCAUUUUCACACCUGGCCAAUCUUGAUCUGGCCAAAUUUUCUUGUGUUUAGAAAGUGGCCAAUAUUAUAAGGGUAAUAUACACAUGUUUGUUAACAAAUGUUCUUAAAAAGUGGCCAGUGUCCGGUUUUGUAAGAAUUUCUUUGUAAGGAAAUGUUAAGAUUUCUGCCAAGACUUUUAAAACUGGCCGAUAUUCAGGGACAACCGGUUUUCUGAGGGCCGAUUUGGAGAAGAUUCACUGUAUCUGGAUAAAUGUAUAUCAUAUUGAAAGACCUAUAGCUCUUAGAAAGAACUGCAUAGAACAAUUUGAGGAAAAAUGGAAAUUGUGUAUUAAAAAAAAAACCUGAAAGAAUGAUUUAUAUCACAUUGUGCAUGUAUAUAAGAAGAUUAUAGGCAUAAAUGCUACAUCAGCAUGUAAUUUGUACAUGAAUAUAUAUUUCUACUGAUUUUGUGACCAAAAUUUUAAGACUCUUUUAGGAUUGUGCACAGGUUGAACAAAACAACAUGGCCUAUGUUGACAUUUUUUCCCCUUAUUUUUAUGUAGUUGUUCAGCAGCCAGAGUAAUUUUUCCCUCUAUCUUCUUUCUCCUUACUACUAUCUUUUGUAUGAAAGUCUAUCAUGUGUGAAAGUGAGCUAGUGUUUGUGUAAAUAACAUUGAGUCCCCAUACCCACUGGUCAGGUUGGAUGUACAUGUAAUAGGGCACUUGUAAAAAUCCUGACUAACAGAAUUGAAUAAAUGUGUUGAACCAGAAAAAAAA